UCAAGAUAAUAGCAAGUAGGUGAUGAGGAUAUUAACAAUAAAUCUAUUUAUUUGACAGUAACAAAUCGACUGUUCAUUAUUAAAUUGUGUUAUUACUUAUAUUUAAAAAAAGCAAAGAGACUAAUAUGAAUAAAACAAAAGUAUAGUCUGAUUAAAUCAACAAGUAAAGCUAUUAUAUGGAUGUGUAAAUAAUAUGUAAUUAAUGAUAAAAUAGAAAUAGUGAUAAUUGAAACUACACUUUUUUCUUGAUGUGUGUGUUCUAUGAAAAAAGAAAUACUUUAUUAUCAUAUUAUUUAUUUUUAUCCAAUUUUAUGAUUACUUAACCGAUUGAAUGUAGGAUAAAUAAAACCUGGAAUUAGACAUCGCGUAUCUAUGCAAUAAACAUUAACUAAUCUCAAACUCUUAUUUUUACGCAACUACAACAAGGUUUAAGUGAGUAGGCACCUAGGUAAUAAGGCAUGAGCAUGAAUAGAUUAUUUAAAUCACAAACAUCACUUAAAACCUGAAAAGAAACGGCUUCUGGGUGUUUCAUUUAAUUUAGUUUGUAUUUUUGUAAGUAGUCAAUUUAAUAUAUUUUAAGAGUAGGCAUAAUUCUUGAUAUUAUUAUCAUUUGCAAGCAUUGUUGGGCUAUAUCACAGGUUAUGGUUGACUAGUUGUCGUGAUAUGAAUAUUAAAAUAUGUAAAUCUUGUAGACGUCGUUAUAUUACGAUGUUUAUUGGUAUGGGAAUGGGCCUUUAACCAUAUGCUUGAAAUUCAACAUUACAUUACCUAUUUAUUUAAGUUUUGCUUGAUUUCGGUACGAGGGUUGAGGAUGGAUUUGGGUAUUUUUCUUUGAACCCUGGAGUGAUACUAUCGGUGCAGUUUUUCUCAAACUAUUCAACGUGUGCCCUGCAAGACGGAGAUACAAAUUUCUUUACACCACCAAAUUCUACAAUAUUACUGUUGAACAAUCAAACGAAUAAAGUGGAAGCAUGCAGGAUGUACGGAAACGACACCAUAGUUGAGUGCGAAUCUUGGGUUUACAACAAAAAGUAUUAUACGUCGUCCCGAGCCAUCGAAUGGGACUUCGUUUGCAGCCGGCGAUGGAUGGGAGCGUCUGCGCAGACAGCUUAUAUGUUCGGAGUCGUCGUAGGCUCCCUAGUGCUCGGCAGGAUGUGUGACAAGUUCGGAAGAAAAACAGUGUUCGUGUCUGCGGGAGUCUUACAACUAGUAUUUGGGGCCGCUGUAGCAUUUACAACAGAAUAUUACACUUUUGUUGUUAUCAGAUUCCUGUACGGUAUCUUCGGAUCCGGGUCUUAUAUUGCCGGAUUUGUGCUAACCAUGGAGCUAGUUGGUCCAUCUAAACGCACAAUCUGCGGCGUAACUUUCCAAAUAAUGUUUGCAGUCGGCAUAAUGCUUCUGGCAGCUUGGGGGUAUCUCAUAGACAACAGAUUUUAUUUACAAAUAGUUUACGCGCUUCAUGCUGUCAUUUUACUCCCACAUUGGUUCUUAAUGGAUGAAUCUCCUAGGUGGCUUUGGGCCCAGGGCCGCGCUCGUGAGUCAGUGGCCAUCAUAGAGAAGGCGCUUAAAAUGAACAGAUCUAUUGAAACUGUAGACACGCCUCAGCUAGUCUCCCACUGCAAAGCGACGUGUGCUAAAUACACUGACGAACACUCAGCUGGGACCUCCGACUUGUUCAAGACUCCAAACAUGCUAAAAAAAUCCUUAAUCAUUUGUGGUUGCUGGUUCGCUAAUUCUGUUGUGUAUUAUGGUCUGUCUCUUAAUACCGGUAAACUAGAAGGCAACCCAUAUUUUAUAACGUUCUUGAUGGGAGUAGUAGAGUUGCCUAGUUAUGUCAUCAUAGUAUACUUUUUGGAUAGAGUCGGGCAUAGAGCGCUUAUUAGCACUAUGAUGUUACUAGGCGGAAUUUCCUGCCUCGUCGUAGCCGCGCUGCCUCACGGAUCUACGUCAACGACCGGUAUCGUCAUGGUGGGAAAACUGUUUAUUUCUGGUUCAUACUCCAUAAUUUACAAAUACUCAGCUGAACUUUUCCCUACCGUAGUUCGAAGUUCCGGCGUAGGACUUGGCAGUAUGUGCGCGAGUGUGUCAGGCGCAUUAACACCAUUAAUCUCUUUACUCGACAGUCUAAACCCGAAGAUCCCAACUAUCAUAUUUGGCUUUUUGGCCCUGCUCUCUGGAGCUUCUACGUUCUUCUUACCCGAAACUGUCGGACGGAAUCUGCCGCAGUCGUUGGAGGACGGCGAGAGGUUCGGCGUUGGUGACACAUGUUUCACGAAUUGUAGCGGCAAGCGAAUGAGCGAAGCUUCUAUCGAUUUACCAGAAACUAUGGUUCCCCUAGAAACUAUUGAAAAGAACUAAUAAUUACAAUCAUAAUCGAUUACAAUAACCUUGCCACAACGCUGUCUAAAAAUUAGGCGUAGUUUAGAUUGUACAUUUUUUAUUGUCUUGGUUUCUUAAAAGUUAGUACCUACCUACUAACUAUUGUCUCUCCUUACGUAUUUUUUGUUAGGCAGAAGAGGUAAUGCACAAUAAUUAUAAGUAACUGACAGACUUUACAGUAUCAAAUACUACUUAUGGGUUAUGGGUGAAGUAUCUUUUUACGUUUACUUCAUUGUAGUCAUUUUACAUUAGAUAUUAUUAUUAUUAAAUAUCUAGUCAAUGUUAAGAUACAUUCAUUGCCGCUUAUCUGACAGUAACAACGAUUAAAUCAUGUUUGUGAAAUUCGUUCACGUGGCAAUGAUAAUUUAUUACAGUGCAUUUAUUUUAAUAAAAUGACUGAUUUAAAGAAAAGUGUAACGGCCCAGUGUAGUUACUUUUAAAUGGUUUCUACUAAAACCUGAACCUUCUGCAGUUAAUGUGCAGAGUUUAUAUGUUGCUUUCCGUCAGCGAAGGGCCCUUAUGCUUCAUGUGUAUAUUAAAGGACCUUUCCUUCAGAAAAAAAUCAAAAGGAUAUGGAGCGUAAACACCUAUUUCGGACGGAAAGUUCUUUAUGCAUAUAAAGCAUAAGGACCAUUAUCUGAUAGAUAGCCACAUAUACAUAUAUUUUUAGAUCUUGCUUACAAACAAUUUACAACUGUUAUUAUAGCUCGUGUGUUCUAUUUCUGUUACGUUCUUGUAUUGUUAUAUUUGUAUAGAUACACGGAGUUUUUUAAAAGUCCGCGUUUAUGUCAAGCAAGGGUGCAUCCCUGAGCAUAAAUUAAGUAAGUUUCUCAAAGAAACCGGUAUUCUUUUGUUUUUAUCUGAUAAGACCCCUACGAGCGUGUACGCUUCUUCGAUCAAUAUUAGAAAUGUUAUUAUAAUAUUUCAUAAUUCUCAAUUGUUUGGUGGAUUUAAAUGUCCGUGUUGCAAUAACGCUAUUAAUUCCUUUUAAUCAAAAAUAAAGUAAUAAAAUUAACUAUGCCAUUCAGUUUCCUUAAAUGUACUUAGUCAUAGAAGUUAACGGAGUUUAAAAAAAAACACCGUGUAUAACAUUUAAGAUUUUAAUCUACUUGUAUAGGGUAUCUAAUGUAUGUAUCUCAACAAAUUACCUACAUACGUUGCGUAUACUUAACCAAAUAAUAAACAAUUCACUAGAUUUCCAAUAUUUUCCACGUACUCGUAAUUAUAAAACAGGUUGAUGUGAUUUGAGAAAACUAUUAUGCCUAAUUACGUGCUUAUAAUAAUCCCUACAAUGAUUGGCAUAGGGGUAAGUAUUAUAAGCAUUAUGUAUCUAUAUAGAUAAAAAAACAUUCUUACCCAAAGCCAUCCCAGUGUUUGGAUAUAUGCUUCAUAUUCGAAAUUUGCAACAUGUUUGCCCAACUCAUUAGUUUUUUUAGCUAAGAAAUUUGAUUAAUUCUGUCCACUUAAUUUAACUUUCAUGAAGGUUACAAUUUAGAUUAGAUAUACUUAGUUGACAAGGUCCUACAAGAAAGAGGUUUCAUUUUUUUAUCUAUAUCAAUAAUAAUACCUACUUAUAAUACCUAUUAUAUUCUACUCAUGUUCGAACAGAUAGCAAAAUUGUAACUAAUAAAACUCUCAAGUACCUAAAACUAAGUAAUAAUUCUUAAAUUAUAACGAAAAACUCAAUGUUACAUUACAAAAUUGUGUGAUAUGAUACGUAUUAUUAAUUAUUUACAUAUCUGUCCAAUAAUUACAGUGCCUACAGAGUACCUUGUUGAUAUUAUAAGUUAGUAAAGUACUUGCCACCCUAUCAGUGACGGAACAUCAAACAUGACCGCUCUAUCUUCUCACCUGAAGGUGUAGAAGGUUGCUCAACUAGUUCAUACUAAACUAUGCAUGCCAGUAAUGACUGAGUUUUAUGAGCACCUCGCUACUGCGACAUGACCGCAUAAAAUGUAAGUACAAGAACACACGCACACGUAAAUGUUAAUAAUCAUGAUGCAAGAAAGCUAGAAAGGAAAUAUUUAUAUUAAGACUAAUCAUACUUUUGAUAAAUAUUACAAGACUGCGACUUCACAUAAAACAAGUCGUUAAGUAGAUAUAAGUGUAAAGUAAUACAGGGAUCAUAUAAGGUUUUCUCAAGAGAUACUAAAUAGUCAAAUAUCGAAAAAACUAAGUAUAUUACUUAUUACCUACUUCAAAAUUAAUGCGAGAAGCCAUGCACUCUAGGACUUAUUUGCACAUAAUUUUAUAAACUAAAUAUUUCUUUUCACAUCUCUUAAGUUGAAUCUCUUGUACGUUAAUAAAUUAAAAGGUACUUUCUAAUAAUAUGUCUUAUAGUCGACUUAAAUUUUUAACGUACUACAUAGUACUGUGUUUAGUUUCUGGCAGAUUGUUAACGUCGUUGCUAGACAAUGUUAGGAGCUUCGAAGUAGAACUAAUUAGUAAUAUCUGGAUAUACAAUCGAAUUGUAUACGUUUUGUAAAAUAUUUAGUAUAUAAUACGUGAAGGAAGGGUUGGAAAGAUUCGCAACACUUCAUUGGCUUCUGUAACUCAGUUGGUUAAGAGCGACGCACGGAUUGCAAAGGUCGCAGGUUCAAGUCCUGCAAGAAGCGGUGUUUUUUUUUUUCAUUUUUAAUAUAAAAGUUUUUAAAUGUAUAAUAUAGUUAGGAACCUAUUGUUUAUCCAUAAGGCAAGGUGGGGUAAGACUAACACCGGGACAAGACAAACACUUGUAUGGAAUCCCCAAAUCCCCAUACUCUUCGUCUUGUCCCAAGCAAAAUAAGCUAUGUUCGUCUUAAGGCGCAGGGUAGGGCAAGACAUUCUCCAUACAAACCUUGUGCAAGUUUUAUUCGUUAGUUUUGGAACUAUAGCAUUUAAUUUCAUUUUUUGCUUGUAUAUAUUGAAUAUACGCAGAACUUGAUGUAGAAAUUUUUCCUUAUUAAAAAAAAUACAACAAAUAAUUUAAAAAAAAAAUACAUCAAGCCCUAGCUAACAGAAAAAUAAGCAUAUUUACCAAAAAUAAUAAGUGUAGCGCAAACACAAACGAAGAAAAACGCACACAAAGUGUGUAUGGAAAGAGCUUACCCUACCCUUCGCCUUAACCCACCUUACUUAAUUUCCCAGCGUGCUUUUCAUGUGAUCAAUCCUUUGAUCGCCACGCCUAUCGUGUGCGGCGCCUCAUCGUGAACCUUGUCGGAGUGCACGAAGGUUGAUAUUGGGCUGUGGCCGCGUGUCGGUUCACGUCUUUGGCGGUCAAAAGGUUUAGGUCAUCGUAUCUUUGCUAUAAUAAGCAACAUAACUAACUUGUUUGAUUUCAGUCAUGAGGCUUUACAAACUUUAUUUUGUCAAAAUUAAUGGAUUUCAAUAAAGUUUUUUAUCACUUA
Cydia pomonella (codling moth) is the source of this 5765-nucleotide messenger RNA. RefSeq names its product organic cation transporter protein-like. Gene Ontology annotation, biological process: transmembrane transport. Gene Ontology annotation, cellular component: membrane. NCBI's taxonomy places the organism in Eukaryota, Metazoa, Arthropoda, Insecta, Lepidoptera, Tortricidae. Gene Ontology annotation, molecular function: transmembrane transporter activity. The record is from RefSeq and is a predicted model, not a curated record.